This is a messenger RNA of Acanthamoeba castellanii str. Neff, 1053 nucleotides long. RefSeq lists its product as uncharacterized. The transcript is spliced from 6 exons. The record is from RefSeq and is a predicted model, not a curated record. The annotation marks the transcript as partial. NCBI's taxonomy places the organism in Eukaryota, Discosea, Longamoebia, Acanthamoebidae.
GGUGCUCUAAGAAACCUUCCUGAUAAAGUACUUAAUAACAACUUUAUAAGAGUCAAAUCAUCAUCUUAUUUAUUAUUUCAUCCGUUCGACAUUACAACCAUGAGACAAUCCCUGAGCUACUUGCUUUUGGCCCUACUCCUGGCUUCUUGCUGCUGGGCUUGCUCUUCCUCCUGCUGUUCUUCUUCGCCUUCUCCUCUGCCCUUUGGAGUUGAAGAAUGCAGGGACACUUCGCUGAUGGACGCUUUUGACUCUGCUCUCGCCAUCAUUAAAGCCAAUGGUAGCUACGCUGAGAUCUUUGCACCUGAACUCAGCUCAGGAGAACUGUUCAUCCCCUUGGAUUGUGCCGCCAAUCCGAGCCUCUUCCCGUUCCCUGCACGCACACCAGGCACCCUCUUGGAUACCGUACUCAGCCGUGGAACCAUUCGAAUGAUUAGUUUCGCACCCGAUGAUCCUGAGCUAGGCCCACUUAUGAAUCUGAUGGUUUCGAUCAUUUCCGACCACUACGGCGUCCCCUUGACGCGGGUGGUGUUGGCAUUCCCGGACAACUCCACCAUCGCCAUUGAGAUGCUUAUCGCUGGUAUCGUCGACCUUGUAGGUCCCGACUUCUCGUUAGGCGGGGAGUUCAUGGGCAUCGCCAGGAAGCGUGUCACCCAACAGUCCUGCGCUACUCUCGACGGCUUGGGGGUCUUCACCGUGCUGGAUAACUCUCCAUUCACCUCUUUUGCAGACCUCCAAGCCGCCCCCACGCUGACCACCUUCACCAACGCCGCAGGCGCCGCUACCGUCUAUUCUUCCGUGUUACCAAACCUGGAAAUUACCGCCGUGGAUGCGACGAUACCCGAUGCCGAUCUCGUGGCCGCCUUGCGAGCUGGCACGAUUGAUGUGGUGAUCAACCUCAGCGUGGACUAUCUGGCCUCGGAGAGCAUUGACGUGACAGGGCUCAGGAGCUUCUCCGGCGGCUUCGAUGAUCCUAACGGGUCGCUCUUCGCCAUUCGCUGCCUGCCGAAACACUGCUGCGGCAAGAAGAACAAGAAGUGGGAGAAGUCGACAUGA